Messenger RNA from Torulaspora delbrueckii, 1311 nucleotides. RefSeq names its product origin recognition complex subunit 6 (gene ORC6). NCBI's taxonomy places the organism in Eukaryota, Fungi, Ascomycota, Saccharomycetes, Saccharomycetales, Saccharomycetaceae. The transcript has a single exon. Gene Ontology annotation, biological process: DNA replication. Gene Ontology annotation, molecular function: DNA binding. The record is from RefSeq and is a predicted model, not a curated record. Bases 1 to 1311 code for a protein of 436 amino acids. Gene Ontology annotation, cellular component: nuclear origin of replication recognition complex.
AUGUCCACUCAACAGAUCCAGAGAUGCAUUCGCGAUGUAUUAGGAAUCAACGAUGAUGAGGAAAACGAUUGGACUCAGGGGCAUAUGAAGAAGCUAAUGUCAGCAACAUCAACCCUAUACAAUACAUCGUUGAAUAAAGUUAUGUUGAAGCAAGGCGAAGAGACGGCAAGAUGUCAUUUGUGUGCCUAUAUAGCAGCCGAGAAGUUGGCCGAGAAACAUGUAAGAGAUCUUCAUUACUACCUGGACCGCGUGCCAUUAGAACCUAGAAAAGCUAGAAGUCUGCUGCAGCUCUUUCAACAGAACAUAUUUCAAUCUUCACCAGUAAAGAAUUUCAGUUGGACCCCUAGUCCCAAAAAGAGAAGAUCACCAAUAAAGGGCGGAGAUCGGUUUACAGCUAGAGAUCCCAAGGAAUUGAGGGAACAAUUGUUCGGCACACCGACGAAAGUCGAUGGUCAAUUGCCAUCUCCGGUCAAGGCACCACUUCCUAUGACCGAUAGUCCACUGAAAUCAAGUCCAACCAAAGCUAGAAGGAAAUUGGCUUUCGAAGAAGAUCUUUCGGAGGGUGAAGAAGAGUUCCAAACGCCAACGAGAAGAAAACGAGCUACUAAUGAGGCUGUUUCAUUGGCAGGUGGUUCAACAACAGAUGACGAAGGAUUUUCGGACCAUUCAUUCACAGAGGGUGAGGUUCGAGAAUCUCAGGACAGUGAACAGACAAGGACUAAGAAGCGUGCACAUGGGACAUCUCCCAAAAAGGAUGGCGUCAAGAAAGGACGUGGAAGGCCUAAAGGCCCAGCAUCUACAAGGCCAGAUAUAUGUCUACUGAGGAAAAGAUAUUACAAAGUCACACCGGCAGAAACAAUCGACCUGUGCAACCAGUUUGAGAUUCCAAAAGACGUGGCCUACAGCAUUUUGGACCAUUACAUGGCAUACGCAUCUUUCCUGGUGUGUCCAUGGCAACUGGUGUGUGGACUUGUAUUGAAUGCGACUCUCGUCGUCUUCACUGAGAGAAGACGUAAAGAUCCUAGAGUAGACCACCUAAUAUUUGAAAAGAUGGCAAGUAUUAUGAAAACUCCACAUACCGAAGACAUCAUAGAAACUUUAACGCUUGUCAAAGAGCUCGUUGAAGGAGAAAAGUGGUAUAGGGACCUGCAAGUAAAGCAUAACUGUUAUGAUGGUGCCUGUUAUGAGGAAGCCAUUUCGGCGAAACUGGGGUCCAUGCUUCAACCUAACAACAUUCUUGUUAGCGACGAGCAAUUGGCCAAUUGGAAGAGGAAAAUAGAGCAGGAUUUGUCACUAAGGGAUAUGCAAUGA